AUGUCAAAGUCGAACGACAAGAAGAAGGAAAAGACUGCGCUUCUGGAUGGCCUGGUCACGGACCUGUUCAACCGCGUGGAGAAGCCCAUCGAGUAUCACAAGCUCUCGCCGUCCGAACACAUGGACAGCAUCACCGCGAUCCAUAGGAUCCUGUCGCAGAUUCAAAAGCACGAGAAGGGACGCCUUUCCACGGAGCCACCAGCCGAUGCAGCUACUCGCAUGAAGUUCUUGCAGGAGUGGCUUGAACAGAACAACGUGAUGGUGGGUCCUGAAUGA
Molecule: messenger RNA, 276 nt
Organism: Closterium sp. Yama58-4
Lineage: Eukaryota; Viridiplantae; Streptophyta; Zygnematophyceae; Desmidiales; Closteriaceae
Source: the annotation of a GenBank genome assembly